AAGAUAUUAUUGCUCUCCUUUGAAUGAAUACAAUAAUUUCACAACUGCCAUUUCCUGCUUAACUUUAAAAAAUUCAACCAACCCAGAAAAUGUUUCCUCACCGAAUAUUAACAAUGGAUUCAACGCAUUGUGAACGGAAAAUGGCGUCUGUUAUUUUACAGCAUGUUAUUACAUCUAUUUUACGAGGACUCCGUAAGUCUAUAAAGCAUUUUACUAGCAGUGAGGGUAUCAGGACGUUAUUAUAAGAGUUUUUCUCAAACAUUAAGAUGCAGGGAAUCCGCCUUUGGUUUAAGUGUGUGUGUGUGUGUGUGUGUUUGUGUGUAUGUAUGUGUGUAUGUGUGUGUGGAAAAUGUCUUAUUCCUUUUUUUUUUGUAUUGUUGCAACAUCCUGCAGCCUCAAGCUCAUGAGAAACAGAAAGGGGGGGGGGGGACCAUUUGCAAUUAUUUGAACGAUUGUUUUCUCCCUCUAGUCACAUCUGACGGGGCUUUUUAUUAUUUGUGAAAUGAAAAGCUAAAUUAAACCUGACGAAGAAAAAAAAAAGAGAGAGAGCAAGGGCAGGAUUGAUUUACUCGCUGUAUUGGUAAAUAUGACCACGUGAUCCAUGUAACCAAUCCCUGUAGAUGCAGGCCAGCAAAAAUACUAUGAUUGUUCAUAGAGAGAAGCUUCCCGUAACAGUGCAACCCUUAUUAUAUGAGUAGGAAGAGAUCAAAAAUGUCUUCCAGUGGCACUCUCAGUAACUGCUAUGUGGACGCUAUUAUGGGCCAGGAGCCGGAGGAUGUGUACGGUGCUCGCUUUAUUCAGGCUCCACACACGGUGACCCCGAGGCCGUCAGGUGCUGGGGACAACGCUGACUUCGCCUCUUGCAAUUUUGCACCAAAGUCCGCCGUUUUCUCGUCGUCGUGGUCCUCGGUUCACCCGCAGGGGAUUUAUCAUCCGUACGUGCACCACCACCACCACCACUCCCACCACCACCAGUCCCAUCUGCCCGCCUCGGACGGCAGAUAUGUCGGCGUCCGCUCCUGGAUGGACCCCAUCUCCAACCACGUCUCGUUCGCCGGAUUUCACUCGGGCUCCGGUCGGCCGUACGGGGCGAAACCCGAGGUGCUGCCGCCGAAAGCUACUGAGUGCGACGCGUCGGAGGCAGAGGCUCGGCCGCUCGCCGGCGAGUUCGCGUGUGGAGUAUCGGAGUGUCCAGAAAAGGCGAGCAAAGAGCACAGUGGAAGUGAGCUUUCGAGCCACAGCGAGCCCAAAGAGGAGAAACAACAACAACUUGACCCAAACAACCCUGCAGCAAACUGGAUUCAUGCACGCUCAACGAGAAAGAAGCGAUGCCCCUACACUAAAUAUCAGACUUUAGAGCUGGAGAAGGAGUUCCUCUACAACAUGUAUUUGACAAGAGACCGACGCUACGAGGUGGCCCGCAUACUCAGUUUAACCGAGAGACAAGUGAAGAUCUGGUUCCAGAACAGGAGGAUGAAAAUGAAGAAGAUGAACAGAGAGAGGAGCAGCAAGGAGCAGCUAUAGAGUUCAGUGCUGCUGCCAUAUCACACGUUUUGAUCUUUGUACCAACGAAGCCAUCUGGACAAUUACAUUUACUUUGGUAGGAGCCUCGGUAUCCAGUUUUUUUUUUUGUUAUUUUAUUUUUAUUAUUUUAUUUUAUUUUAUUUUAAAUCCUAAGUAGUAAAUAUUGAGAGUCAAUGCCGUAACGUAUUGACCAAAAGGGCAUCACAUGUGCAGGAAUCUGUUCUUUCAGGAUCUGUCAGACUGAUAUUUUCUGUUUUACACUUUCACACAAUCAACGAACUGUAUUCAUUCACUUUCUCGAAUUUGUUUGAACGCCCUCCCUCCUUCCGUCCCGGCCACAGUAGGAAACCCUGCUCGUGUGUAUUGCUUUUAUAGAUGUUAAGAACCCGGAAUUUGUAUGUAAAACAUUUUCACAAGACAGCCGUGCACAUGCUGCUGUCAGUAAAAGCCGUGCACACUUUAACUUGCUGUAAUUGUUGACCGUGCAGGUGUAGCUAUAAUCACGCCCGUGAUGCCUUCUCAAAAAAAACAAAAAAACAACCCAAAAACAACAAUUGAAGGGAGAGAAAGCUAAUUCUCAAUUUAAUCUUAAACAUCGAUAAACAUAUUAACAUUAUUUCCUUUAAUUAACAACAUUUGGCCACUCUGUCUGCAUGCUGCUGGUAUAUUCUGGGCUGUUUUUGUAUUUGAGUUCUUUAAAUCGGAAUGAUUCCCUGAGGCCUUGUUUGCACAAAGACUGUUGGACUCCAGAACAAAUGUCCUGCAGGUAAAUAAAACGACACAAAAUUUUAACCCGACAGUCAUUUCCAAACAGUCUAAUUUUCUUAUUUGCAGCUCUUUUUUUUAAACGCUAACUGAGGUUACUUACUGUAUGUUAGAUUUCGCUUUUUAAAACAUUGGAUUUGAAUGGUUAGAACAAGUAAUAAAGUGUUUACGACUGGAAGAGGUGUUGCGGCGGAUUUCCAAUUUAUUGUCCAACUUGUACGAAUAAUUGCUUUAAAGCAGGAAGAAACGUGGUCCAAUAAAGCUAUAGAAAUGGCUAGACGUCUGGCCUAAAUGA
Molecule: messenger RNA, 2584 nt
Organism: Seriola aureovittata
Lineage: Eukaryota; Metazoa; Chordata; Actinopteri; Carangiformes; Carangidae
Gene: hoxd9a
Product: homeobox D9a
Exons: 2
Coding region: 691-1524 (277 amino acids)
Biological process (GO): DNA-templated transcription; embryonic skeletal system morphogenesis; regulation of transcription by RNA polymerase II
Cellular component (GO): nucleus
Molecular function (GO): DNA-binding transcription factor activity, RNA polymerase II-specific; RNA polymerase II cis-regulatory region sequence-specific DNA binding
Source: RefSeq, a predicted model, not a curated record